CGAUAUACCUAGCGCGACGCACAGCUUCACUGCAUCGUUCAGUAUUACAUUCCUGCACCAGUGCACGCGGUAAUGGUGGAAUACAUUGGUUAAGCUACCAAAACGGCUCAAGGAACGGCAAGGACAAACUAAAGCGGCAGCAGCUAAACAACAACAAAACCAAGUGUUCAUUAACGAUAGUGCUUAGUGGCUUAGGUGGCCUAUUGUAAGGGAGACGACUUUAGCGAGAUAGCGUAAAUUUUGUGCCCAUGGUAAGCAGCAGCGCACAGAACUGAAGACGGAAAGGUCCCACUGAGCAACGGCAAAUGCACAACCGUGGAAUAGAGCGAAGGCGCACAGUGUAGAUACGAUAGCAAACCGAACAGUGCUUGGGAAAGGCGAAGCAAGGCACCGUUUUACUGCUUACGCACUGAUUAACAGGCCCGUAAAAGGCUCAAGCGUUUCCCACAUUUUAGUUCUCCGCGGACAUCACACAAGGCACCGCUUAGGUACAGAACCAUGAACGAAUUGGAGGCACUGAGACAGGAGGCGGAAACGCUGAAGAAUGCGAUCCGGGAUGCGCGGAAGGCAGCGUGCGAUACGUCGCUCGUCCAGGCGACAAACAAUCUCGAGCCGAUCGGCCGGAUACAGAUGCGCACGAGACGCACCCUGCGGGGCCAUCUGGCGAAGAUCUACGCCAUGCACUGGGGCAGCGACUCGCGGAACCUGGUGUCGGCGUCGCAGGACGGCAAGCUGAUCGUGUGGGACUCGCACACCACCAACAAGGUGCACGCGAUCCCGCUGCGUUCGUCCUGGGUGAUGACGUGCGCGUAUGCACCGUCGGGCAACUUUGUCGCCUGCGGCGGUCUGGACAACAUCUGCUCGAUCUACAACCUGAAGACGCGCGAGGGUAAUGUGCGUGUGUCGCGCGAGCUUCCGGGGCACACGGGCUAUCUGUCGUGCUGCCGGUUCCUGGACGACAACCAGAUCGUGACCAGCUCGGGCGACAUGUCCUGCGGGCUGUGGGACAUUGAGACCGGCCAGCAGUGUACCUCGUUCCUUGGGCAUACGGGCGAUGUGAUGGCACUGUCACUGUCGCCUCAGUGCCGGGUGUUUGUGUCCGGUGCGUGCGACGCCUCGGCGAAGCUGUGGGACAUCCGGGAGGGCCAGUGCAAGCAGACGUUCCCGGGGCACGAGAGCGAUAUCAAUGCGGUCACCUUCUUCCCGAACGGACACGCCUUUGCGACGGGUUCGGACGAUGCCACCUGUCGGCUGUUCGACAUCCGGGCCGACCAGGAGCUGGCGAUGUACUCGCACGACAACAUCAUCUGCGGCAUCACGUCCGUGGCGUUCUCAAAGUCGGGCCGACUGCUGUUGGCAGGGUACGAUGACUUCAACUGCAACGUCUGGGACACGCUGAAGGCAGAACGGGCCGGCAUCCUGGCCGGACACGACAACCGGGUGUCCUGCUUAGGCGUGACGGAGAACGGUAUGGCCGUGGCGACCGGCUCCUGGGACUCGUUCCUGCGGGUAUGGAAUUAAGGUGUGUUGCACAAAGAGGGGGGUAUCCCUGAAGCGGACAAAAACGAAGGACGAACCAGCACGCGUGCGGAACGGUGGUCGAGCAGGCGCAGCGUACAGGAGCUGCCAUUUAGGUUAAUAACCAUAUACAUAUAAAUAUAAAUGAUACAGAUUUUUAUUUCCGACACUGAACUCUUAAGGCAAAUCUGCAAAAAAAAAUGAAACCAACCUAGCCGCUAGAUGGGGAUGGCCGAUGCUCUUUUUAUAAUACAAGAGAAGAAAAAAAAGCCCGAUCGUGACCUUUUGCGCGGCACUGCCCAAACCGGAGAGUUCGUCAAAUGGAAACGGAAAUCGGGCGGAGAGGGAUCGAAUCGCACAAAUGAGCACAAAACACUCACAACACACGUACAUGGUGGAAAAUGGAAAAGGCUUUUGUCCCGAAAGAUGCAACAAAAACAAGGAAACAAAACAUUGACAAAUGGUGUGCAUACAGGUGUGGAAGAAGUUUCGAUGUGAGGAAACAAUAUUCAAAAACCCAACCGUUUGCAAAUGGGCGUUAGAGCAGAACGCAAAGGUCGUAGUUAUUUAUAUCGAACUAUUUAACUAUUCGCGUAAAAACACACAAACACACACGAAUCAAUCAUUAUGGAGAAAAAAAACACACAAAGCAUUAUUUACUUUGAACAAUAUCACCCCCGCUGAGUCGAUAAAAGAAGAGCGAUAAAGAGGAAAAGAAACUUAAGGAAAACAUGAACAGUAAAGGACGUUAAGUUGAAGAGCCCCAUAAGCUCAAUAAGUAAGCAGGCAUAGCUAACCGUCUACAAGAUUGAUCCAGAAUGGUGUUGAGUUGCAUUUGUAGAACUGCUUGCGAGUUCCAAUUUAGUUUUUUUUUCCAUUUUCUCCACGUAGCCUCAAUGUGCGAGACUUGAGAAUUAUGCAUUUCCGUUACUUUGCGACAUUCAAAUGCGUUCAGUUGAAAUUUAUUCCACUUGCUAACCGCAGUACGCUAAUACUAAUGCAUAAAUAGCAACAUUUUCACACUACAAACACACACACACACAUACAUCGCAAGUACAGAACUAGGUAAAGAAUACAUGUGUGGGGCCCAUUGGAAGCAAACACAAGAACUAUAGCAUACCGCUCUAGUACUCUGAGCCCUCUAAACCCAGCAGCAGCAUUAGACGAAGCUGGCAGCAUGGCAAAUGGCCCAUGACACAUUACGGCACCUAGGGGGCAUACUAGUAAGGGCCAAGUUUGCAUAUAACCGGCAAGGAGCAAAGGAAUAAUGCGCAAAAGAAAAGCAGAAAAGAAAAGAAAACAAAAAAAUACACUAAUAUUUGUCCCUGUAAUAUAUGAUCGUAAGCUAGUGAACGGUAGUAAAACAAAACAAAAGAAAAACGUGACGUUUAAGGUAACUUGCAAAUAAACAAUUGAACAAAGGCAACAGAAUGGAGGAAGCCAAACUCCCUUUCGAGGUUUUGCAUGAGACCUUCUCCUUCGUUUCACGUGCGUAGGAAAUGAGUGCGUGUUUGGUAAAUAUGAAUAAGCUAUGAACAAAACCGGAAGCAAAACACAGCACAAUAUUAACAAAGUUGUCUCUUGUGUGGUUGUCGAAGGUAGGCGUAUCGGCGUAAUGAACAACUCAUGCUUCAUCUUUAUUUAUUUGCCAUUUCACCGAGUAAACUACUACUCCCUUGUACUACCAUUCCACCAUUUUACUUUCGCACAAACAAAACGACUCAUUUAACAACACCACCAUUUUGUUUGUUCGUCCAUUAGCGGCCAUUAGCACCACUGUGUAAAACAAACGAGUAGCAACAGAAACAGAACGCAAAAACACAAAAAAAACCACUAACAUAUUGAAAGCACUGAACACCUAAUAAAACGGAAACAUGUUGAGAAACGGUGCACGUUGAGUAAGAAAUCAAAUGAAAAUAAGUAAGUGUAUCGACAUGGGAAAAAGGUAAUAAGCAUGGUUAUGGUUUGUUUCCUUUCUCGCCAGCCAUUGUGUAAUGUUACAGUAAAUGUUUUGUGGAAAAUGUAAUGAGAUAUAAAUAAACAGGCAACGCUGAGGAGGAGUACGGGAAGCAAACACACUCUCGGUGCUCACUGUUCUUAGCCAUUUUCAUAGACCCGGCAGUGGCAAAAACUUACAGCGCUAUCCAGUGAUAAUACGGUAUCGAUCAGCAUAACAGAAGCAACUCAGUAAAACCGAAAUCAUUUCUCCACGGGGAUCGUACUUUCUUUGUUAACCCCAAAACAACCGCUCAAUCCAGCAAUAGGCAAACAAACAAUAGGGAAGUAAUAUAACGAACGAUGAUAAUACAGGUAGAGCAAAACUGCACCCCAAACUUGCCGCCGGGAUCGUGUACGAUACAAUCGAAUUAUUGGCACUUAUUUGGAGAGAGUUUUAUUGUUUUCGCAACACCAUCCACGCAUGGUUCUCGUUAGUGCUAAUUUAUUGCGCAAACUUUCCAGUUGAAACAAUACGCCUUCCAUCAAAAAGAAAGAGAGUGUGGCGUGGAACAAUAGACACUGUGAACGGUAACUGCCCGUCACGCAUGUGUAGCGCAAAGGAAAUUAAAUUAGUACGCCACUCAAAACGGAGAGCUGAACGUUUGUCAGAACAAAAUAGGAAAGGGAAAACUGGAGCAUGCAAACACACAUACUAUCGAUAACAAGCGGUCGCCAUUUGCACGGUUUGUGAAGUCAGAAUUUUAAACAAUUCUUCAAUGUUCUGCACCGGCUUUUUGUUAUGUACCCGGGGAUUGCCGAAGGAAUGAACUUCAAAAACAACUAAUUUAAUGCACAAACCAUUGGAGGGCUAAGGAAGAAGAAAAGGACAUUGGCUUUUUUGUAAGAAAACAGGAAUAAUUCCACCCCAGCUCUUCUAACACAGCUGAGCUUGCGUGGUUGCGAAUUGGGACACAGGGCAAAUUGGUUAGAAAUUGAAGAGGCUGGACCUCAUGCGGAAUGUGUCUGAGCAAACUAUUGGAGACGCUUUAUAUUUCGUUUGGAGUUGAUCACAGCACACUUGGAUGGUUCAGGGGAUUAAAAAACCGUGAACUAACAUUUUAAAUGCUCUUUCGCACCAGUGCCGGGGAAGUUUAAAUGAGAGCAAAUCACUUCAAGGUGAAGUUGAGGGUGUGAAAUAGAUUUCUUUUCUGUUCCUCUGCUUAACUUUCAAAACUACAGCUCGGGUGUGUGUAAUACAGGAGAUUUUCCUGCAGACGAACGAAUUAACGUGGAAAAAUUGAGAACAAAUGGGCAAAACACUAAACCCCGUAGAGAAACUUAUCAUUCGUGUGUUACCAUUGUGCGCAAAAAAGUGCUUCAUUACAAGAUAAACACCUAGAAAACCGAUACAUCUAGGAAGAAUGAAAUGAAAGUGAACCAUAAUAAUUGUACACGGUACUCAAUCGAAUAAAAAACAACUCACUUUCAAAAAAAAAAAAUGAACGCAGAUUGGAGAAUAAAGUAAAUAUGAAACAAAACAAAACAAAAAAAGAACAGCUAAAAA
Anopheles moucheti is the source of this 5020-nucleotide messenger RNA. Its product is annotated as guanine nucleotide-binding protein subunit beta-1. The record is from RefSeq and is a predicted model, not a curated record. Gene Ontology annotation, cellular component: cytoplasm; heterotrimeric G-protein complex. Gene Ontology annotation, biological process: G protein-coupled receptor signaling pathway. Bases 499 to 1521 code for a protein of 340 amino acids. Lineage: Eukaryota; Metazoa; Arthropoda; Insecta; Diptera; Culicidae. Gene Ontology annotation, molecular function: signaling receptor complex adaptor activity; protein binding. The transcript has a single exon.